Molecule: messenger RNA, 831 nt
Organism: Pteropus alecto (black flying fox)
Lineage: Eukaryota; Metazoa; Chordata; Mammalia; Chiroptera; Pteropodidae
Gene: RAMP2
Product: receptor activity modifying protein 2
Exons: 4
Coding region: 110-643 (177 amino acids)
Biological process (GO): regulation of G protein-coupled receptor signaling pathway; G protein-coupled receptor signaling pathway; calcium ion transport
Cellular component (GO): membrane; cell surface; signaling receptor complex
Molecular function (GO): coreceptor activity
Source: RefSeq, a predicted model, not a curated record
CCCCCACGUGGCCGUCGCCGUUCCAGCCCCUGCGAGGAAGCGGUGCGCUUCCUGCGGCUGGGGCCGGGGAUAUAGGCGCCCCCGCCCCUCUUUGCCUGCUCGCCGCGCUAUGGCCUCGCUCCGGGCAGAGAGCGCCGGUGGCGGCCCACGGCUCCCGGCGACCCGCGCCGGGCGACCCACAGCGCUCCGCCUCCUCCUUCUGCUGGGCGCCGUCCUAAAGCCACAGGAGUCCCUGGCUCAGCUUCUUACCACCCCAGGCAGCUUGGUGUCACAAGAGAAAAUGAUGGAGGAGAAUUAUAAGGAAAAUGUCCAACUUUGCUGGCAAGACUAUAAGAUUCAAAUGGACUCUAUCGAAAAAGACUGGUGUGACUGGGCCAUAAUUAGCAGGCCUUAUAGCUCACUGCAGAAUUGCUUGGAACAGAAAGCAGAAUUAUUUGGCGUGGGCUUCCCCAAUACCUGGGCAGAACAGGUCAUCCUUGAGACUCACCAGAUCCACUUUGCCAACUGCUCCUUGGUGCAGCCCACCUUCACAGACCCCCCAGAAGAUGUGCUCUUGGCCAUGAUCAUAGCCCCCAUCUGCCUCAUCCCAUUUCUCGUCACCCUUGUGGUAUGGAGGAGUAAAGACGGUGAAGCCCAGACCUAGGGUGGCAUGAGUUUUCUCAGCAGCCAUCUUGCUCCUUUCCCCUGCCCCCGCCAGGUCUCUCUCCUCCUCUCCCUACCUCCUUUUUUCACUCCUACCCCUACUGCAGAUCUUUAGAUUGGUGGAAAUGGGAGCUGGGUGGGGUCAUGGCACAAGUUCUGUAAUCUUCAAAAUAAAAGAUUUGUUUUGUA